AUGCAUCUCAUCCUGACAGGCGCGACCGGUCUCGUUGGCGCUUCGGUGCUCCAUAACAUGCUAGCCCAGGAGAGCAUCAGUCGUGUUUCGAUCCUCAGUCGGCGACCAGUCAAGAUGGCGGAGGGACAUGCAAAGGCGAAAGUCAUCAUCCACAAAGACUUCGAAACUUACGGAAAGGCGUUGUUGGAAGAGCUGAAAGAUGCGCAAGGUUGUGUCUGGGCUCAGGGCGUCUCGCAGAACGAUGUGGAUAAGAACGAAUACUUCAAAAUCACACACGACUACCCGCUUGCCGCUGCCAAAGCCUUCUCAACCCUCGACCCAAGCUCGCCGUUCACAUUCGUAUAUGUCUCUGGCGAAGGCGCCACACAUACUCCGGGAAUGUUCACGAGCCUCUUCGCGCGUGUGAAGGGACUUACUGAGGUUGCGCUGUCCGACAUGAUCAGGGAAAACGCGAACUUGAAGGUAUUUAAUGUUCGCCCGGGAGGCGUUGAUUGGAAGAACCACCCGGAGAUUCAUCCCUUCAUCCCAAAGCAGGCCAUGUGGAAAAGCGCACUGCUACCGCCGUUAAGCGUGGUCUAUAAGAGCAUGAUGAUGCCGACGCAGCCCAUGGGUAGGGUCUUGACGGAGCUGGCGGCAUCGAAAGGCGAACCGCUGCUUGGUAGUGGUAUUGAGAUGGAUGGCGGUGUGAUCACAAAUGCAGCUCUUCGACGCUUGGCUGGUCUUUGA
This is a messenger RNA of Parastagonospora nodorum SN15, 726 nucleotides long. RefSeq lists its product as hypothetical. The transcript is spliced from 2 exons. The record is from RefSeq and is a predicted model, not a curated record. Bases 1 to 726 code for a protein of 241 amino acids. Lineage: Eukaryota; Fungi; Ascomycota; Dothideomycetes; Pleosporales; Phaeosphaeriaceae.